Saccharomyces eubayanus is the source of this 1503-nucleotide messenger RNA. It is a transcript of the gene GSH2, whose product is annotated as glutathione synthase. NCBI's taxonomy places the organism in Eukaryota, Fungi, Ascomycota, Saccharomycetes, Saccharomycetales, Saccharomycetaceae. Gene Ontology annotation, molecular function: glutathione synthase activity; glutathione binding; ATP binding. Gene Ontology annotation, biological process: glutathione biosynthetic process. The transcript has a single exon. Gene Ontology annotation, cellular component: cytosol. The coding region runs from base 1 to 1503 and encodes 500 amino acids. The record is from RefSeq and is a predicted model, not a curated record.
AUGGAAAAAGAUCAAGAUUGCACAAAUAUGCCACCAUCUCCACCCUCUAAGGACCAAUUGGAUGAAUUAAUCCGAGAAAUCAAUCAAUGGGCCAUUACUAAUGGAUUAACUAUGUAUCCACCGAAAUUCGAAGCAAAUCCAUCAAGUGCUUCGGUGUCACCGGUAACUGUCUACCCAACUCCAAUUCCCAAGAGUUGUUAUGAUGAAGCCGUUGAAAUCCAGCCAGUGUUCAAUGAACUAUACGCCCGUAUAACCCAAGAUAUGGCCCAUUCUGAUUCUUUUUUGUAUAAAGAGACUGAAGCAUUGGCUUUAUCGGAUUCCGAAUUCACCGGUAGACUGUGGUCCUUAUACCUUGAAACUUUAAAAAUGGCAGCAAACAGAAAGCAAGCCUUAAAGUUAGGUAUAUUUAGAUCUGAUUAUCUGAUCGAUAAAAAAAACGAUAAUGAUCAAAUUAAGCAAGUUGAGUUCAAUACAGUGUCUGUUUCCUUUGCAGGUCUCAGUGGGAAAGUUGAUCGAUUGCAUACUUUCUUGAAUAAGGCAAACAAAUAUGAUAUCAAAGGGCCAUACUAUAAUGAAUCUGACAUGAUUGUUUCCGAGUCAGGGCUUCUGCUGUCUAAGGCAUUGGCCAAAGCUGUUGAGUCGUAUAAGUUACAACGAGAGAAUUCGGUUUCUAAUGACCCUAUUGUAGCGUUCAUUGUGCAGAGAAAUGAAAGAAACGUUUUUGAUCAAAAAAUAUUGGAACUAAACUUACUGGAAAAGUUCAAUGUCAAAUCUAUUAGGUUGACAUUUGAUGAUGUUCAUGAAAAAUUGUUCAUCGAUAAUGAGACUGGAAAACUAUAUGUUAAGGAUUCUAAGCAAGAAAUAGCGGUGGUGUAUUACAGAACUGGUUAUACCACCACUGAUUAUACCUCCGAAAAGGAUUGGGAGGCAAGACUAUUCCUUGAAAGUAGCUUUGCCAUUAAAGCCCCAGAUUUACUUACUCAAUUAUCUGGUUCCAAGAAAAUUCAGCAACUGCUAACUGAUGAAAACGUACUAAAUAAAUAUGCUUCUAAUUCUGAGCAAAAGAAUAACUUGUUAAAGACAUUCGUCAAAAUAUAUCCGUUGGAUGAUACAGAUUUGGGUAAAGAAGGUAAGAGAUUGGCCCUGACUGACCCUCUGAAAUACGUGCUAAAACCACAAAGGGAGGGUGGUGGAAACAACGUUUACAAGGAAAACAUUCCUGGUUUCUUGAAAGGUAUCGAAGAACGCCACUGGGAUGCGUAUAUCCUCAUGGAGUUGAUUGAGCCCGAAUUAAAUAAAGAGAAUGUUAUACUACGGGAUAACAAACCUUAUGACGAAGCUAUUAUCAGUGAGUUAGGAAUUUAUGGUUGUAUUUUAUUCGACGACAAAGAGGUUUUAGUGAACGAAUUUAGUGGCUCAUUAUUAAGAUCCAAAGUCAAUACUUCAAAUGAAGGUGGAGUGGCAGCAGGGUUUGGAUGCUUAGACAGUAUCAUUUUAUACUGA